Molecule: messenger RNA, 3423 nt
Organism: Phalaenopsis equestris
Lineage: Eukaryota; Viridiplantae; Streptophyta; Magnoliopsida; Asparagales; Orchidaceae
Molecular function (GO): UDP-glycosyltransferase activity
Source: RefSeq, a predicted model, not a curated record
UCCUACUGGCUUUAAAGUUCAGAGCUUCCCCUAAAUUUCCACCUUUAAACACAAAAACACAUCGUCUCUCCUUCCCUGCCGCCCCCCACAAUGAGCAUCGAAGUCAACACCUGCAGCUCAAACAAAAAUCACCUCCACUUUCUUCUCGUCCCUCUCCUGGAACAAGGCCAUAUGAUCCCCAUGGUCGACCUCGCCCUUCUCCUCGCAUCCCACGACACACUCGUCACUUUAGCCACUACCCCCGUCAACUUGGCCCGCAUCCGACCCAUCGUCGAUCGCGCCGCCCUCUCCUCCCUCCCGAUUCGCUUCGCUUCGCUCCACUUCCCCGUUGCCAACGCCGGCCUCCCCGAAGGCUGUGAGAAUGCCGACCUCAUCCCCUCAGUCGACCUCUUCCUCCCAUUCUUAAAAGCUCUAUCUCUCCUCCGCGAACCUCUCGAAGCCUACCUGCGCAACCCAGACAGUUCCGCAUGGCCCAAGCCUUCCUGCAUCAUCUCCGACAGUCUUCAACACUGGACCGCUGAUAUCGCCCGCUCCUUCGAAAUCCCCCGCAUAAUCUUUCACGGUCCCUCCUGUUUUUUUCUCCUCUGUUACCGUCUCAUCCACCAACAAAAGGCGGAACUUGAGGCGUCUCUGGAGGCAGCAUCAGGCCAACCCAUAACGCUUCCAGGUCUCCCCCAUUCCAUUCUAGUCCGCAAGCACGAGGUGAUCGGUGCCUGGCGCUCGGAUCCCGAUUGGUCAAACUACAGGGAAAUCGUUCUGGCGGCAGAAGAAUCAGCCGACGGUGCGCUUGUCAACAGUUUCUACGAGCUCGAACCCCUGUACUUUGAGAGUUAUCGUGAGGCGACGCGUAAGCCAGUUUGGCCUGUUGGGCCGCUCUCGCUCUAUAAGGAAGAGCUGGAUGCGAAGGCUACGCGCGGGGGGGUUUCAUCUAUUGACAAUAAGCUUCUUUUCCAAUGGCUAGAUAAGCAGGGGGUCGGGUCAGUGGUGCUUGUUAGCUUCGGGAGCCUCGCACGCAACUCGAAGGCUCAGUUGGUGGAAGUUGGCCAUGGGUUGGAAGCUUCAGGCCGAGCUUUUGUGUGGGUGGUGAAGGAGGCGGAGGAGGGGCUGGAUGAAUGGAUGAGGGAGUUUGAGGAAAGGUUGGAGGGGAGGGGAAUGGUGAUAAGGGGAUGGGCACCACAAGCAGUGAUUUUGGAACACGCGGCGGUGGGAGGAUUCGUGACACACUGUGGGUGGAAUUCUGUGUUGGAAGCAGUGGCGGCAGGGGUGGUGAUGGCGACGUGGCCGCACUUCGGCGACCAGUUUUUGAACGAGAGAUUUGUGGUGGAUGUGUUGAAGAUUGGCGUGGCGGUUGGCGUCCAGGAGCCGACCAUGUUUGGGGCACAGAAUGGUAAUGAGGCGGCGGUGAAGGUGAAAAGGGGGCAGGUUGAGGAGGCUGUGGAGAAAUUGAUGGAUGGAGGAGAGGAAGGGGAGGAGAGGAGGGAGAGAGUGAGGGAGCUUAAGGAGAAGGCGAGGAUGGCCGUGGAGGAAGGUGGGUCUUCAUGGAAGGGAUUGCAGGAUGUAAUCGGUUUUGUUUCAGAGAGCCUCGAGAAGAAGGAGAAGAACUUGAUAGCUUCGCAUCUAGGCAAGCAUUUUCAAGUGUUUACACAUUCUACAGUUGUGUUUCUCUUUGUGCAGCAAAGCAGAUCGUCUUCCCCGCCACCCGCCAUGAGCUCCGAAGCUGAUGGCCAAAGCUCGGACACAAAACGUCUCCACUUCCUUCUCGUCCCCCUCAUGCAACAGGGCCACAUGAUCCCCAUGACCGACCUAGCCAGACUCCUCGCAUCCCGCAACGUUCUGGUCACCUUCGCCACCACCCCGGUCAACUUGGCCCGCAUCCAGUCCAUCGUCCACCGCACCGCCGCUCUCUCCCUCCCAAUCCGCUUCGUUGAACUCCCUUUCCCAGUUGCCAGUAUUGGCAUCCCCGACGGCUGCGAGAGCGUCGACCUCCUCCCCUCCGCCGACCUCAUCCUUCCUUUCCUGAACGCUCUAUUCCUCCUCCGAGACCCGCUCGAAGCCCACCUGCGCACUCCAGACCCGCUCGGAUGGCCUAAACCGGCAUGCCUCAUCUCCGACAACCUCCAUCAUUGGACCGCCGAUUUCGCCCUGUCCCUCAACAUCCCCCGCCUCAUAUUCCAUGGCCCAUCCUGCUUCUUCCUCUACUGCGAUGCCCUCAUCAACCACCACAGAGCCAAACUCGAGUCUGCGUUAAUGGAGGAAGCAUCCGUCAUGCUUCCAGGCCUCCCAUAUCCCAUUCGAGUGGGCAAGCGGGAGGUGAUCUCGUUAUUGAGCUCGGAUCCUAGCUUUUCCAAAUACAUGGAUACCAUUCGGGCAGCAGAAGAAUCCGCCGACGGUGUGAUUGUAAAUAGUUUCAUGGAGCUGGAGCCCUGGUACUUCGAGACAUAUAGCAAGACGAAGGGCAAGCCAGUGUGGCCCGUCGGGCCGCUUUCACUCUAUAAAGAAGAGCUUGAAACCAAGGCGGCUCGCGGGAAAGCUUCAUCUAUCGACAACAAGCUCCUAUUCCAAUGGCUGGACAAGCAAGCGGCCGGAUCAGUGGUGCUUGUGAGCUUUGGAAGUAUGAUUCGCAACACGAUGGCCCAACUGGUGGAGCUCGGCCACGGGAUAGAGGCGUCGGGCCGACCUUUUAUAUGGGUGCUGAAGGAAGUUGCAGAGAGGAAGAUCCCGGGGGUGGAAGAGUGGAUUGCAGAGUUGGAGCAGAGGGUGCAGGGGAGGGGAUUGGUGAUAAGGGGGUGGGCGCCGCAGGCGGUGAUAUUGGGACACGUGGCGGUGGGUGGAUUCGUGACACAUUGUGGGUUGAUGGCCACUUGGCCGCACUGCUAUGACCAGUUUUUGAACGAGAGAUUGGUGGUGGAGGUGCUCAAGGUUGGGGUGGCGGUUGGCGUUGCGGAGCCGAAGAUGUUGGGUGCAGAGAAUGGUGAGGAGGUGGUGGUGAGGAAAGGAGAGGUCGAGAGGGUUGUGGAGAUGUUGAUGGGGGGAGGAGAGGAAGGGGAAGAGAGGAGGAAGAGGGCGAGGGAGCUUGGGAAGAUGGGGAGGAUGGCCAUGGAGGAAGGUGGAUCUUCAUGGAAGGGAUUGCAGGAUGUAAUUAAUUAUGUGUUGGAGAACCAGAAGUAGUAGUGCAAGUGACUCUGAAUUGUUUUUCUUAGAGCGAGAUAUAUUAAUUUUUUUGUGAUUGUGUGAGUUAUUUGUCAAUAAUGGGAGAAAUAUUCGAGUACCUAUGCAGAGUUGUAUGUAUAUAAAGGUUACACUUAAGUUAUAAGAAGCAGUACAAGGUGUAUAACUUAAGUGUAACCUUCUAAUAACCUAAUAUGUACACAACUCUGCGACGUACAUGAAUAUUUCUCUGAUAAUGGAGAUUGAUGAUAAAUU